CUCUCUCUCUCAAAUAAAUGUUAAAAAAAUAGGAACAUUAGAGAAAUUUAUUAAAUAAAGACAAUGUGAUAGAAAUAGAUCUAGUACCUAGAUUAGAGUAGGCAUUUAAAUAGCUGGUUUUCGUAUUAUUAUAUUCAAAUUAUUUAGGAUAUAAAACUUCGGGCUUAAAAUUCUAGAUUAUCUUUUUGAAAUGAUGAAAAUUUUCUAAUGUGUACUGUGAUGGUUGCUUAACAGCAAACAUAGUAAAAACCAUUGAAUUGUAUAAUAUAAAUAGGUGAGUUGGAGGUUAUUUGCAUUACAUCUUAAUAAAACUUGUACCAAAAAGUUCUAGCAGGUAAAAAAUUCUUAAAAUGUUAGUGAUAUUUAAAUGCUGAAGUCCGCUAGUUUGUUUUUACUGACUUAUUCCAACACAAUAUCAAAUAUUCUGUAGUGGGUUGGUAGUAAAUCCCUAUUGGUAAGAGAAUUUAUUACCGCUUUAUUGUUGUUUAUCUUUAAAGGCCUGAUAGCUGAGACAUUCAGUCAACAGGAAAAUAUGAAUGAUUCGAGGCAGCAAUCAUUGUUCUUCAUCACAUCUCCAGAUUUACACAAACUCUGUGCUGUCAGGAUAAUACUGAGUAAUGGGGUGGCGGAUACUGAGAUUAGAAGUACGCAAAUGAAGAUGUGCAGGCAAUUGCUGUUUUUGCACCAAGAUAUUCUUACAUCACCUGUGCCUGGAAUAUUAAACCAAAUUUGGGUAGUGAUGGCGAUACCAUUUUAUAAAGCUGGAAAACUUAAUGCCUAUAUUGAAAAACACGGAGCUAAAGUGGAGGCUCCACAGAGAGUAAUCCCUGUAAUUCUUCAAAACUGCCUUUCAUACUCACUCAUGGCUAGGCUUGCUCCAGCCUGGAAUAAAACUGGCCAUCUCUUGGUGCAAGGACGAGAAUUUCUUUCUCAGAUGGGAAAGCAAAGUGCUGUUGUAUUAGACAUCAAUGUAACUGAAACUCAAGUUUGUCUAAGUAUAGAAGCUUACACAAUCAGACUGCCACCACCUGAGCUAAGAGAAUUUGAUAUUUCUCAGAGUGUUAUAAAGGAUUUUGAUACUAACAAGAAUGCCAUCAUUGAAGGACAUUCAAUUUUAAGCAACUGGUGCUACGUUUUGCCAAGUAUGAAAAGGGGACAAAUAAUAAGUAUUCUUCACACCAUACCCCCUGACUGUCCUUUUCAUUCAUAUGAAGAUUUCCAGAUGCACUGGGAUGACCUGUAUGGCUAUAAACUUCCAGAAGAUUGUGGAAAUAUUAAAAUAUACUGCAGCAUCUACUUCAAAAUGAUAGGAGAAAGGAUCUUCACAUAUCCUUUACACAUCAUAUACCCUCUCAGCUGCAUCAGAAGUCAGCCUAUACAGUUCUUUCCAAGAGUAGAUUUGGAAGGUGUGUUGCAAAGUUUCCUUUCAGAUUUAAAAUCUAAACUGCCUCGUAUAUGUGGCUUUCCCAUAAAGAUGACAACGAAACCAUGCUACUACACACAAGAACUAAUGAAGCCUCAUGUACAGGAAAACAAAGUCAAGGCGCCUAAUCUGACCACUAAACAAGUGUUUAGGUCCUCUCUGACUCGGGCCCCUUGCACCAGACCUGUCCUGGCUCAGUGUCUUGUACCAGGUUCAGGAGCCAUGAACCACAGGAUGGAGAUUCCAGGCAGCCAGCUGAAGAAAACCUGGGUGUCCUCAGCACUGCACCUCCAGCAGCAGUCUGUUCAGAGCGGAAAGAAAUCCCUGUCUGACAAGGCACCACAAGUACAUUUGGAAGCACCAAAGCCCAACACAGGAAACCUUCAAGUUCAAGGCACAGACUUAAGCUCCCAGAAUAAUACUGCCCCUACAUUCAUACCAGUUUUCAAAAAUCGAUCCUUGCAGAUGAAUAAAAAGAUCUUAGAACCUGGCAACCUGAAAAGGGAACAGCAUGUUGUUACAGAAUCUAAAUUCUUUUCACUUAAAACUAGUGUGAUCCAAAAUGACAAGCUGAAUUUAGAUCCAGCUAUUAAAAAAAGAUCUAAUCAUAACAUUCAGAUGAAUGCUAGAAAUUUAAAUCAGAAGAUUUCCAGACUUCUGCAAGGAAAAAAUACUGAGUCCUGUGAAAAUAUGACAAAAUAUCCCCCUUCUAAUGGAGAAUCACCAACUGUGAGUUUAAAUGAAAGUAAACACCUCUCUAAUAGUUCAGUAUCUCAUAUAUCAAAUAACAGUUUAGGUGUAAUAAAAAGUGCGGUUGACUUCCAAGUGAAUAGAAAAGAAAAUUUAACAAGGAAAUAUAUAACACAAAUUUUGGGGAAAGGCCGCGAAUCACUAAAAAUGAAAAAACAACCAUACAUUUUUGAAUCAGACACAGAAACAGAAGAUCCCCAACUACUGCAGCCACAAUCAAUAAAUCAGACUAUAAAAGCUGAUGUAAGUGACCACAAAUUGAUGAUAAGCAAAACAUCCCAGAGGUCUAAAAGAAGAUUGUGUCAAGAAUCUUCAAAAGCUUCAAAGAGACCUCAUUCCAAUACUAUCCAUUAUGGACAGUCCAGUUUUCCUAGGAGCAAGAUACAUGAUGUGGACAAAUCAAAAGUUCAGAAAUCUCUCAUCAUUCCUAAAACUUAGAACAUGGAUGUGAAGGAAGGACAGGUAACUUAGGUGACCUAUUUUCCUUUAUUUUUCAUUACAUUAUCUGAACUGGAAUUGCCAUGUUUAGGGAAUCCCCAACCUCUUGGUAAGAAGGAGCUACUUUUAAAUUCUUUGAAGCUUUAUAAUCAACAAGGAAAUAGGAAAUGUUGGGAACAGUGCAGUCCGUUAAUAAGGGCCAUACACAGGGUCUGUUGCAAAUCGUAAAUGACCCCACAGAGGGAUGAGGUGGAUAGAGGUCCCACUGUGGCUGCCUCCCACUCUGCUCCAUGGUCUUUGCAGACUAAGAGGUCAUAGCAGUAGCAGAUGGCCCAAAGAUCCAAGAUUCCACAACCACUGGAACAUGUACCUUUGGGACUUUUACCCAAGAUAAUGUUAGUCAUUAAAAUGUACUCCACAAAAUUGCAGUGCUGGCUAAAGACAAACUUGAGAUUUAACUGAUAGUGCUGAGUCCAAGUCACUGAAUUCAGAAAACCAUGCAUCUGGAAAUUACAUUUUAUUCCAUUCUGCCAUCUGUUUUAUUCUA
Herpailurus yagouaroundi (jaguarundi) is the source of this 3158-nucleotide messenger RNA. It is a transcript of the gene CUNH18orf63, whose product is annotated as chromosome unknown C18orf63 homolog. Bases 533 to 2611 code for a protein of 692 amino acids. The transcript is spliced from 12 exons. The record is from RefSeq and is a predicted model, not a curated record. NCBI's taxonomy places the organism in Eukaryota, Metazoa, Chordata, Mammalia, Carnivora, Felidae.